AUGGAAGCCGACUGGGAGUUAGAUUCAGACAACGAGGGAAAGCGAUGGAGUCUCGGCCCGGCGUUCGACGAUGCGGGUCAGCUCUCAGACGACGAUCUUCUCACUGACCUCGGGAGUACCGCCGCCAUUCGAGGCGGCGAUCUUCUCACUGACCUUAACGGUACCGCCAUUCGAGACGACGACCUUACUACGAGCAACCUCGAGAGCACCGCCGUUAGCGGCGGUUUCACUAGUGGUGUCGCCGGAAGAGACGGCCAAAGUAGCGAUGCGAGCAACGGCGCGGGGACAAAUCGCACGCCGCAGGCCAACGGCGCGUCAAACCUUAACGGCUCGCUAGACUAUAACGGGAAUAGUGAAAGUUCUGAUCGACCUGGAAACGAGGAGGCUUUGCGAUCCGCAGGCGGCAUAGACGGCGGAGCUGUCAGUCUAAGCGCCGCGGACGAGGGGAGGCAGUUCCAGCUCAAUUUUGCGCGAGCCAACGGGUUGCGCGACGCCGGGGAGCAGAGCGUGAGGGUAGCUGCGCAGUUGGAAGUCUGCGCGGAGCAGAGCGGGGCUGGCGACGUGGGUGGCAGAAGGGAGGACACAGCAGAUGGAACGCAUGUAGCGGCAGUGGCGCCUGAAUUGGCGCCGCAUAGGGAGGAGCAGAGUGCUGAGUCAACAGGGCCGUCAGUGAGUUCACUCGCGCCCGAUUUAGCGCCAGAAGAAACGUCCGCCGGGGGAUUGGCAAACGGGAGCGGCGAGUGGGUGGGGAAGGAACCUGCGGAAGGUGUGAGGGAGGCCAAUGGUGCAACGGAUGCAGACGAGGGGAGACGAGGGCAAGGAAAGAGUGGUAGUGAGGAGAGCAGCGCAGUGAAUAGGUCGGGGGAGAUUAGGGUCGGGGAAGGGCAGGGGCGCUGGGGGGGGGCGCAAGGGGGAGUGCAAGGGGGAGCGCAAGGGAGAGUGCAGGGGGGAGCUUUGGGGGGAGUGCGGGGAACUGUGGGGCAAAGUGCGGAGAGAGCAGUGGUUGCAGGGAAGGGGAGUGGGCGCGUGGGGAGUCCGAGUGGAAGGAGGGAUGCAGCGCCAGGAACAGCAGGGGGGAAGGCAGGGGGGAGAUUCGAGGGGGCGGAUAGGGCGGGUGUGAGUGGCGCAGCAGGGAGGGCCGGGGGAAGUCCUUUGAGACGAAAUGGCGCAGCAGGGGGGAAGGCGGAAGAGAGAGCAGGAGGUGUUGGCGGGGGACGAGUAGUGGCAGGAGGAAAUGCGAGUGCAAAUGCGAGUGCCCGCAGGCGGAUAGCCUUUGGCAGCAGUGUGAGCUUCAACGCGGCUGCCUCCAGCCCUGUCGUUGCCCCAACGCCCGCGCCUUGUGAUCCCCCACUGACUGCUGCUGGGGUUCCUCCUGGCAUUUAUGAGGGUAUGCAGGGCGUUUCCCCUGCUGUCAACAGUGCAUCCUCAUCAUCUGAUCCCUCCCCUGAUGUGGUCAACACCACCAGCACCUUCACUUCUGCUGCUGCUGCUGCUGCUGCUGCUGGUGGUGGUGAAUCCAAUGCUGCUGUUGCCGGCAGUGAUCGAAUGGGUGACACUGUGAGUGCUGUAGAUAGGGUAGGAAGUGUGGAGUUGGAGGUGGGGAGAGAUGAGGGAAGAGAGGAGGAAAGGGAGGAGAGAACAGAGGAGGGAAGAGAGGUGGACGAAAGCGUGGUGGAGGAAAGAGAAGAGGAUGAAGGGAUGACUCUGCAGGAGAUUAGGGGUGACAAGCAGGCGGGGACAAGAGAUCAAGACCAAGUAGCGGAGGGAUGGGAGAAGGAGGAGGAGGAGGAAGGCGGCAAGACAGACUCGCUAAAGACAGCAGAGAGGUCAACGCAAGCAGCAGAAGCCAAUGACACGGUGGGUGGCAGAGAUGACACGGUGGGUGGCAGAGAUGACACGGUGGGUGGCAGAGAUGACACGCACAUUGACCUGCGCUCGCAGCGCAUCAGAAGCCUCAAGGCCCACACGCUGCACCUGCACACACAUCGUGUGCUCGCAGCGCAUCACAAGCGCCCCCCCUCAGUCCUCUUCUCCUCCUCCCUCCUCUUCUCCUUCCCCCUCCCCCCUCAUCCCCAUCCCUCAACUCCCCCCUACCAGCGCCGGGUGGACCUGCGGUCGCAGCGCAUCAGAAGCCUCAAGGCAGAUACGCUGCACCUGCCGCCUGCUGCUCAGGUGGGCUUGUGGCAGGUGCUGCUCAGGUGCUGCUCAGGUGCUGCUCAGGUGUGGGGCAGUGGGCUCACCGCGGCUGAGGCAGGCGCUAUAGACUGUGUGGGUUUUGUGUAUCUGAGGGGCAACAAGCUGACAGCAAUGGACGGCAUCGAGCGUCUCAAGAAGGUCAAGGUGCUAGACGUGAGCUACAACCAGCUGGGAGAGGCUUCCCUGGCGCCACUAGCUGCAUGCGCGUCCCUGCAGGUGCUAGACGUGAGCUACAACCAGCUGGGAGAGGCUUCCCUGGCGCCACUAGCUGCAUGCGCGUCCCUGCAGGUGAGUGACAGCGAGGCGGCGGUGAGGAGGAGUUGUGUGCGGUGA
Molecule: messenger RNA, 2529 nt
Organism: Closterium sp. Naga37s-1
Lineage: Eukaryota; Viridiplantae; Streptophyta; Zygnematophyceae; Desmidiales; Closteriaceae
Source: the annotation of a GenBank genome assembly